AUGUUUUUCUCAAGUUCGUGCCCUGGCAGCGUCACGACCAACUUGAAGCCUCCAUUCCCACGACCCAAGAUCGUGGAAUCGACUGAGGACAAGACAAAAACCUCGAUUGCACCCAGAGACAACAACGACAACGACGACGAAGACAGCAAGAAGAAGAAGAAAAACAAGAAGAGGGAAAACAAGAAGAGCAAGACCAGCGAAAGCGAACCUUCACCUCCUAGUCGCCUAGUAUGGAGAAAGCUUCCCGCAGAAAUCCGACGGAUGAUUCUGGACGACCUCAUCAAUGAUCCCUCAAACAAGCCGGCGUUGUCGUCCUGGGCAAGUGUGUGUGCAGACUGGCAGGUCCUCAUUGAGGAACACACAUUCAAGUCUCUCCACCUCAAAUGGGAUGAUUCUCGUACGGAUUCUGAGCUUCCGACAUUCGAAGCCAUUGUCACCGGCCAUCGGCGGAGACUGCUCAAGAACGUCACCCUCGAGAUCAUGCUCGGUAAAUACAGUUGUUUGACCAUCAAGAAGCUCAUGAAGCACUUGACAGGCCUCGAACGCGUUGUCUACGAGCCCAUGCAAGCUGUCGGCAAAGACGUCAAGCAGCGCCAAAAGGCCAACACAGCUCUACUCCGGAAGCUGCCAUCCUCUAUAGAGUCGUUAUCUCUGUACGAAGCACGCUCAGAGUACCUAGAGAUGCAGCAAAUGGGCGUGUCAACUCCCCCAGAGGUGCGGACUGGCAAAAAGGUCGUGGCAGCCGCUGUGGCAGCCAGCUUGCGUUGCCGCAACCUCCAAGAACUUUCCCUGUCUAACGCAGUUGAUGCCGAAGACUUCUUUACGCGGGCUUUGGAAGAUCCGGCAGUGAAAGACACUUCGGGGGAUGCGCCCUGGCCGAACCUGAGGCGCGUGGCUCUCUCAACCCGAUAUGAGAGACGGGGGGACUCCAAGGUGUCACCCUAUCAGCUGCUCCGUGACGCGGCGAGCGUAGCCCUGCGUAUGCCAAAGCUGGAGACUAUGGAGAUCUGGGCUGAAUCUGAGUUGAGAAGAUUCUUGUUCCGGUACCAUGUCGAGGGCGACCAGGCGGUCAUAAGGGUAGAGAUUGACUCGGAAUAUUAUGAAGAGGGACUCUCCCUCCCACACCUCCCAUGCGCCAAGCUUGUAAAGGCAGUCGAAAAGACUCUGAAGAUGUGGCGAAAGGUUGCAGGCCCGCGUCGUCAGCUUUCGCAUAUAGUGGAAAGGGUUGACGGCCAGGCCGCGUAUUGGGACGACAGCGACGAUGAAGACGCUAUUUAUGACGAUGAAGACCAAAAGACGUGGCCGCCAGCACCGUCUGUCUGCGAAAGCCUUCGGCUGAAUGGCUUGGUACGGGAUGCCAGUGCGAAGCGGCGUUUCGUCUUUAAAGACUGGUAUUGA
Molecule: messenger RNA, 1398 nt
Organism: Colletotrichum chrysophilum
Lineage: Eukaryota; Fungi; Ascomycota; Sordariomycetes; Glomerellales; Glomerellaceae
Exons: 2
Coding region: 1-1398 (465 amino acids)
Source: RefSeq, a predicted model, not a curated record